AUGCCCGGAGACAAAAUGCUAUCCGCAUCUCCUCGCGCCCGCACCUCAAGCCCAGUAGCUUCAAAGCCAACAACGAAGGCAAGUAGCGAAACUUCAUUAGCCACCCAAGAAGGCGACAAGAAGUGGUCUGUUCCUACGAGCCAUCAAAAACUAUUGGCUCUAAGCCCGCUAACGACUAAGGUUAGGUCACAAAUCCAGACCAAAUCAGAAAAGUCGCUAAAAACUCGUUCUCAGGCAAAAAUGAGCGACGACAUUGCAUUUGCAGCCCUCGCGCGGUUCAUCACGGUGUCCGACCGGAUGAGUCAUUUCAGAACGACCAUAGAAACUCCAGGACAAUCAGCUCAGUCCAUCCACACCUGCAAGGUCCGUAAAGAACAAGUCCGCUCACUCUGGGAAAAAGCCGAGAGAGAAUUUGAAUCGUGUCAAGACACGGUUUGCAGCAUUACGACUGAAGGAGAGGAGGAGAUUCUGGCGACUCUGUAUCGAAAAUAUGAAUAUUGCUAUUCGGUGUACGAAGACCUAUCGGUUCAGCUCAACGAGCCCAUGGAUCAAGCCACUCCGCAGCAUUCAACCUCCGCCCUUCCACCCAAUCAGUCCAACUACGUUCCGUCUGGGUUCCGGUUACCGCCAUACCAGGCUCUGAAAGAUCUUCAGAGCACAAUCCAAGGGUGUUUGAUCGCUCUGGCUUAUUCCGAUAUUUCCACUGAGAAUUGGGACUGUCUCCUGGUAUUCCUGUGCACCAGUAGAUUACCAAAAGUGACCCUCUCUUUAUGGGAACAGUCUCUUUCAUCCAAGUCUGACAUUCCGACGUGGGAUGAGAUGAACACGUUUCUUGGUGACCGAUACCGAACGCUAGAGGCGAUUGAGGAUAUGAAAUCAAGCCUCAGCAAUCACUCUAGCACUAAGAGUCCACCCUUCUCCCGGAAGCUCAACUCUUUCGAAGCUAAGGUGGUCACAAAACCAAAGAAUUGCGAUCUGUGCGCAAGAGAGAAUCAUCCCGUACGCUUAAUCCAGCGUUUUCUCCAGAUGUCUGUCGAUGCGCGAACCAACUACAUCAAACAGAAACGGCUUUGCUUAAAUUGUUUCGCGAGAGGCCACCAGCUACGUGAAUGUACUAGCAUCAUACGUUGCUGCAUAAAGGCAACUUCGAUUCCCGUGGGCCAACUGACGGGAAUAGUUCUUCGGGUCUUAGGAAAACUUGUCACUAAGUACUGGGAGGUGGAGAACAUACCCACAAAAGAGGAACCCAAGAAGUCCAAUAUUCAAGAAGAAUCGAUGACUACACCCAUCGAAGCCGCAUUAUUUGCGCCUCGUGUUAUCGAACCUGUUUUGAAAGAAAAUCCACCAGCCAGUUCGGAAGUAAAUGCUUCACAAGUUGUGUCCACAACGCCAGUGGAGCAAGAGAUUCCAUUAUUCGUGCCAGUGCCAGCUAUAUCGGGGCAAAGUCCGGGCAUACCAUUGUAUCCACCACCACCAACAGCUGCACCAUCACCGACUUCAAGUGCUGCACAGUUCGUUGCUGAACCAGCACCUUCAUCAGUUUCAUCGUUCUUUUCUUAUGCUGGAGAAGAUUCUGCUGCAUCCUUAUUUUCUCCACCUACAACAUCUACAUUAUUUUCCCCCUUACCAACAACCCAAUCAGCACCAUCUGCCACAGAAGAACGAAAAUCCGGCGGAGGACUCUUCUCUUUGUCCAGCUUCGUCCCUACGGGAGUUUUGCAAAAUAUCAGAGGACUCGUCCAAUCCGCCACUGGCCGAAGCAGUGAGCCAGGUUACAACAAUCCUCAGCAACCAGGAGGCUACUCGGAAAGUUCGACAGGAGCCCACGCUCCAUCGUCGAACAUGUUUGGGGGCUUAAAUCCUCCCGUACCGUCGGGAGGUAACUGCUUCGUACCCGGUACGGCUCAGUCUGUACCCUCAACUGAAGUAGUAGCUCCCCCUGCAGUGGGAAGUUUCUUUGCGCCACCUGCUCCUUUGCCUGGAACAUCAUCAAGAACCGUAGCUGAAGGAAUAUUCAAGCCACCUGUAGGAGGUGUCUUUGGUCCUGCACCGACACCAAUUGCACCAGGACUGCCGCCAUCGUGUUUUACUCCAGCAGGAGUUCCACCUGUUGUCCCACAAUUUCCUCAAGGAACACAUCAAAACCAUGGCUCCACGUCCUCGCAAACUUUGGACGACAGGCGUUCUCGAGGUACUCAGACCUACCGCUGCCGAGUCUGUCGAGGCAUCCAUCUUCUACGGAAGUGUACCCGGUUCCUCAGGCUCAGAAGGGACAAGCGGCUCCGCGCCGUUCUCAUCAAUAAAUAUUGUGCGAAUAGCCUGGCUCAUCAACACUCCGGGGAGCAAUGUCGCAGUGGCGACACGUGCAAAAAGUGCGGGCAGAACCGUCACACGCUGCUCCAUCUGCACGAAAGGGCCGGGAUUUCUCGUCGACAGCCCAUUCAGCCACGGCGUCAGCCGCCCCCAGGGGGGGAGAAUGUUUACGCCAAAGCGGCCCAGUUCUUCCAGAUCGCUCUCAUCUCGCUCUCUCGCACUGUUAAGGGUCUCCCUCCGCUCUCCGAGCGGCAAUUGGAUUUUCCCCCCGUAGAUUUAAGUGCUAUUCUAAUUUAA
Molecule: messenger RNA, 2610 nt
Organism: Drosophila eugracilis
Lineage: Eukaryota; Metazoa; Arthropoda; Insecta; Diptera; Drosophilidae
Product: mucin-5AC-like
Exons: 5
Coding region: 1-2610 (869 amino acids)
Source: RefSeq, a predicted model, not a curated record